CAGUUCCGCUUGGCUAAGUCGUUUCCUUGCACCUCACCGAGUUAAACAUGUCUUAACAGUAGCUGGACACAAUUAUUAUUUUCUGAAAAAAAUAUGUUGGGCAUAAUUUCGACGACUCUCAAACCGUCUUAUGUUUUUCUAUAUAUCUUCGUGUUGAGCUUUUCGUCGGUAACAUCGGACGAGCACAAUGCGUCGCUGCUGUCCGAAGAAGAAGAGGCAGUGACGUCCCGCUCUGAGGGCGUCCCUGAAUUUGCCGAGGACGAGGAUCCGAGGUUACUCAAGCGUCAGUUCAAGACGGCGGAGAUCGCCGACGCCGUGAUGGGCACCGAGGCCCAUGUCGACCCGUCCGACUUGGAGUCUCUCUUCCCCAAGAACGUCAAGGACUUCCUGGCGGGCUUCUCGCCGCCUUGCGACGACAACGGCGGCGAGUGUCCCGCUCCGGUUGCCGAAGACGACGGUGCCGAGACGUCCCAGCGGGUGACGUUGGACAUGGUCCACGCUCCCGCCGCCGAGGAAAAGAACACGGAGGCCGCCAAGACCUUCAAGGUCAACUGCGAGCAGAGGAACGUCAGCGACGUGGAUUCCUUGGCCGUCAACGUCCUCAACGCAUCGCAGGACCUGAUGGAGUUCCUGAACGCCAACGGUACCGAGUGCUCCGUGGUGCUGUUCUUCACAGGCUGGUGUCAGUUCUCGGCCGGCCUGGCGCCCCAUUUCAACGCCCUGCCUCGGGUCUUUCCCGCCGUGCACUUCCUGGCCCUGGACGCCUCGCAGCACAGCAGCCUGUCGACCCGAUUCGGGACGGUGGCGGUCCCCAAUAUCCUUCUCUUUCAAGGAGCCAAACCUAUGGCUCGCUUUAACCACACGGAGAGAACCCUGGACAUGCUUGCCUCCUUCAUCACCAACCAGACGGGGUUGGAGGCGGGGCCGGAGAGGAACGUGACAGACGCCGACCGCCUGGGCCCCCUGGCCAGCGUGCCGGUGAAGAGCGUCGACUGGAUGCUCGUCUUCUCGGUGCUCUUCAUCGCCGGCUUCACCACCUACGGAAUCCUGCGCACCGACAGCGUCCGCUGGCUCAUCCCGGGCCAGGAGCACGAACAUCAGGACUGAAACGCUCGCUGACUGACUGACACUGGAUUGAAUGGAUUUUUCAUGAUGCUUUCAUGAACGACGUUUCCGUUAGAGGUGGUGUGUUGAGGCUUUAUGAAUGUGGGUUGCUGAGUUAAAAAAAAAAAAUAAUUGCAGCUGCUCCUCCCUGGCCAGUCCCUCAAGGACUGUGAUAGUAAGUGUGAGCGGGGGGACUCGAUGCAUAUCGGCCAACAAAUUCUCAGCCAGGUUUCAAGUCAUCAUCGGAAGCGAAAUCUUUAGUUUGAAGCGAUCUGAUGUUCAACAAACGGUGUUUAAUUGUCAAACUUUGAUGCACCAGUGAUUUUAUUACAUUUCUAUGAGUGUCUCUAAAUGGAGCGAAUUUUGUAGAAGUUUCAUAAGCAGUGUUGGGGAGUAACUCAUCUCAUUUUACUACUAGAUUAUGUAAUUUAAUUGCAAAAUUUGUCAUUGUAAUCCAUUACAUUACUGGGAUAAACUGUUUAAUUAAAUUAGUUGCUUUUGGAAAUGUCCAUAAUUCCAAUUUGAGAAAUAGCUACAAAAGCUAAGAGUUUGUUUUUUGUUUCCCCAUAUCCUUUCCUCCUCCGAAAGCCGACGCUUGUGAUUGGCUCUCUCUGGUCAUGUGCCAUUCAGCUGUAGUGUCAAACGUGACCUAUUUUCCAAUUUUCACCUCCAAGCGUCACCUUGUGGUGCAGUCGAAUAGUUUGUCUGAGAUUUGCAAAAGGUUAGAUUCAUAGUUACACUUUUGAACAGUUUCAUCUUUAUAAUUUAGACUUUUUUUAUUUUUUUUUUGGAACAUUCACUUAUCUGGGUUGUCAUAUGAAGUGAUAUUGUCUAAAUUGUGCACAUUUGUCUUUUGUCAACGUGGUAUAAUGUUUUCCACAUACUGUACACACAAUGCAACAAACACAUUUUUUAAAUUAUGUAUUAACAGUUCAUCAUGUUAUCAGUUUAUUCGGGUUUAGAGAAAAUAUAAUUCCAAAGUAGUGAUCUAUGGUAGAUCCAAGGGCCCUGUUGAUGCAUUCAUCCAGAAU
Molecule: messenger RNA, 2135 nt
Organism: Phycodurus eques (leafy seadragon)
Lineage: Eukaryota; Metazoa; Chordata; Actinopteri; Syngnathiformes; Syngnathidae
Gene: txndc15
Product: thioredoxin domain containing 15
Exons: 6
Coding region: 94-1107 (337 amino acids)
Biological process (GO): cilium assembly
Cellular component (GO): cilium
Source: RefSeq, a predicted model, not a curated record